Molecule: messenger RNA, 818 nt
Organism: Erigeron canadensis
Lineage: Eukaryota; Viridiplantae; Streptophyta; Magnoliopsida; Asterales; Asteraceae
Product: 18S rRNA aminocarboxypropyltransferase-like
Exons: 9
Coding region: 105-818 (237 amino acids)
Biological process (GO): maturation of SSU-rRNA
Molecular function (GO): rRNA small subunit aminocarboxypropyltransferase activity
Source: RefSeq, a predicted model, not a curated record
UUUUCCGCACCCUUCAACUUUCAUACCCAUUAACUCAUUAACAGCCUCUGAAGCAACUAGCAACCUAAACACAGACCAAAACAAAGCGGCAGACAACACCAAAAAUGGGUUACAACAAAUCUAGAAAAUUCAAAAACCAUCAUUCACAACCUCAAUCCAGUCGAGCACAUCAACCAAAUCAUGAAGAUGAAUCACUUCCUGCUGACCCAGAAUCUGAAGAAGAGUCACCAAUGGUAUCUAAAAUUCAGCUAGCUAUGUGGGAUUUUGGGCAAUGUGAUGUUAAAAGAUGUACAGGGCGCAAACUUGCUAGAUUCGGGUUCUUGAAAGAGUUAAAAGUAGGAAAUGGUUUUGGAGGCAUUGCAUUAAGUCCUGUUGGACAGCAAUGCAUCUCAAAGGAAGAUUCAGACCUGAUAACAAGGAAAGGUUUGGCUGUUGUAGAUUGUUCUUGGGCGCGAUUGGAUGAUGUACCUUUUACAAAGCUACGAUGUCCUGCUCCCCGUCUAUUACCAUGGUUGGUAGCUGUGAAUCCAGUAAAUUAUGGUCGACCCUGCGAGUUAUCUUGUGUGGAGGCUUUAUCUGCGGGUCUAAUUAUAUGUGGUGAGGUAGAAAAUGGCGAGUUGUUGCUAAGCAAGUUCAAGUGGGGCCAUGCUUUCUUGUCCCUCAACAGGGAGGGCCUUGACAAUAGAGAUAAGCCAAUGUUCGUAAUCAUGGGUCUAGAAGCUUGCUACAAACAUAUAACAGUUGGUUAUGUAUACAUAACCACUCAGCGAUACAAUUAUAUAGGAGCAUGGAUUUGCACAGACCUUGCUAUCUUUUAA